This is a messenger RNA of Nycticebus coucang (slow loris), 2983 nucleotides long. It is a transcript of the gene PPP2R5D, whose product is annotated as protein phosphatase 2 regulatory subunit B'delta. The transcript has 16 exons. Gene Ontology annotation, biological process: protein dephosphorylation; signal transduction. Lineage: Eukaryota; Metazoa; Chordata; Mammalia; Primates; Lorisidae. Gene Ontology annotation, molecular function: protein phosphatase activator activity. The coding region runs from base 156 to 1952 and encodes 598 amino acids. The record is from RefSeq and is a predicted model, not a curated record. Gene Ontology annotation, cellular component: cytosol; protein phosphatase type 2A complex; nucleus.
GUGAGAGUUCGGGCCAAUUGGAGGCGCAGAGACCGCUCGACCCGGGCGCAGCGCGCAGGCGGUGGCGAAGAGACGCCGAGCGGGCCGAGUGCGGCCGAGCAAAGCCGGAGCCGGAUCGGGGCCGCAGGAGCUGUGCCGGGUCCGGACGGGCCGAAAUGCCCUAUAAACUGAAAAAGGAGAAGGAGCCCCCCAAGCUUGCCAAAGGCACGGCCAAGCCCAGCAGCUCAGGCAAGGAUGGCGGAGGCGAGAACACUGAGGAGGCCCAGCCACAGUCCCAGACCCAGUCCCAGUCUCAGCCACCAUCAUCCAACAAGCGUCCCAGCAAUAGCACACCACCCCCAACACAGCUCAGCAAAAUCAAGUACUCAGGGGGGCCUCAGAUUGUCAAGAAGGAACGAAGGCAAAGCUCCUCCCGCUUCAACCUCAGCAAGAACCGGGAGCUGCAGAAGCUUCCUGCCCUGAAAGAUUCACCAACCCAAGAGCGGGAGGAGCUGUUUAUCCAGAAGCUACGCCAGUGCUGUGUCCUCUUUGACUUCGUGUCAGACCCACUCAGUGACCUCAAAUUUAAGGAAGUAAAGCGGGCAGGACUCAAUGAGAUGGUGGAAUACAUCACCCAUAGCCGUGAUGUUGUCACUGAGGCCAUUUACCCUGAGGCUGUCACUAUGUUUUCAGUGAAUCUCUUCCGGACACUGCCACCUUCAUCAAAUCCCACAGGGGCUGAAUUUGACCCAGAGGAAGAUGAGCCCACCCUGGAAGCUGCCUGGCCACAUCUCCAGCUCGUGUAUGAGUUUUUCUUACGUUUCCUUGAGUCUCCUGAUUUCCAGCCAAACAUAGCCAAGAAGUACAUUGAUCAGAAGUUUGUCCUUGCUCUCCUGGAUUUAUUUGACAGUGAAGAUCCUCGAGAGCGGGACUUCCUCAAGACCAUUUUACAUCGCAUCUAUGGCAAGUUUUUGGGGCUCCGGGCUUAUAUUCGUAGGCAGAUCAACCACAUCUUCUACAGGUUCAUCUAUGAGACAGAGCAUCACAACGGGAUUGCCGAGCUCCUGGAGAUCCUGGGCAGCAUCAUCAAUGGCUUUGCCUUGCCUCUUAAGGAAGAGCACAAGAUGUUCCUUAUCCGUGUCUUGCUUCCCCUUCACAAGGUCAAGUCCCUUAGUGUCUACCACCCUCAGUUGGCAUACUGUGUGGUACAAUUCCUGGAGAAGGAGAGCAGUCUGACUGAGCCGGUGAUUGUGGGACUUCUCAAGUUUUGGCCCAAGACCCACAGUCCUAAAGAAGUGAUGUUCUUGAAUGAACUAGAGGAGAUUCUAGAUGUCAUUGAACCUUCAGAGUUCAGCAAAGUGAUGGAACCACUCUUCCGCCAGCUUGCCAAGUGUGUCUCCAGUCCCCAUUUCCAGGUGGCAGAGCGCGCUCUCUAUUAUUGGAACAACGAGUAUAUCAUGAGCUUGAUAAGUGACAAUGCUGCCCGAGUCCUCCCCAUCAUGUUUCCAGCACUCUAUAGGAACUCCAAGAGCCAUUGGAACAAGACCAUCCAUGGACUGAUCUAUAAUGCCCUGAAGCUGUUUAUGGAAAUGAACCAGAAGCUGUUUGAUGACUGCACACAACAGUACAAGGCAGAGAAGCAGAAGGGUCGGUUCCGAAUGAAGGAAAGGGAAGAAAUGUGGCAAAAAAUAGAGGAGCUCGCCCGGCUUAAUCCCCAGUAUCCCAUGUUCCGAGCUCCUCCACCACUGCCCCCUGUGUACUCAAUGGAAACAGAGACGCCCACAGCAGAGGAUAUCCAGCUUCUAAAAAGGACAGUGGAGACUGAGGCUGUGCAGAUGCUAAAGGACAUCAAGAAGGAUAAAGUGCUGCUGCGGAGGAAAUCAGAGCUGCCCCAGGAUGUGUAUACCAUCAAGGCACUGGAGGCCCACAAGCGGGCCGAAGAGUUCCUAACUGCCAGCCAGGAGGCUCUCUGACCCCAUCACCUUCCCAUCACAGGGCCAUAGCCCACUCAGCCCUCCACCCUCUGUUCCCUACUGGCUGACUUGGGGCAAGGCAGAGCCUCUCUGACUACUCUAGGGAGGGGAUACGGGCACUUGGAAGUAGGGACACCCACAAAGUGGGUUCCUCUUCACCCCCAAAUGUGUUCAUGCCUCCCUGUGGCUAGUACAGACAGGCCGAGCACUCAGAUGCUCGGUGCUCAAAUAACCUGGGGAUGCCUGUUCCCUCCUGCUCCUAACCCCACAGCUACCUGAGGCUGCUCUGAGAAAAACACACACAGGAAUACAUUUGUUCCUCUACUCUUCCCUUCAUUCUCAUUUGAAUUCUCUCCUCUCUCUCCCCUGCAAAGGCAUGUAGGGAACAGAAGGAGAUUAUUCUCACCAAAGUUAUGUCAAGCCCCAUUGGCCCCUGGAGCAAGUAGCUGGAGGGAAGCCAGUCCUCAGCAGCACAAAUAGGCCCCCAGUUCCAGCAGUGUGCAGGCUGAUGAGGUUAUAUUAUUUCCUCUUACCCACUGCCUAAGACAAUGUGGGAGGUCAAAAGGAGAAAAGUAUAUGCUAGGGACCAUAAAUGAUGAAUAGAGGGCCCAGAUAAACCAAGGAGGGGAAGGAGAAAACACCCUACCCUGUGACCCCUCUGGUGAGCAGCAGCCCUGGGAUUACAAACAUGGAAGGGACUACCCUGGAGCUGACUGCUUUCCUGUGCUGUUGGUUCCCAUCGCUGGAAAGAAGGAAGCAGGGAGCAAUGCUGCAAGCGUAGCUCCUGCCAACACCUAUUUAUUUCCUUGUUUCUGCUGAUACUGGACAGACCCACAUUUGUCUCUUUUAGGACCCUGUAGGGACAAGGGGCUGAGAAGGGCUGGACCCAGGUUCCAAGGGCACAGGCAGUAUGGCUUUUAGCUGUGUACAUAGGGUGCUUUAUUCUCCACAGAGUGACACAUGCUAAGGUGGGUUGGGCUCGGGCCGAUGUCCCCUUAUGUACAGAACUGAAUAAAGUGGGUCUCUGAGAA